AUGAAUGAAAAUGUUGUUAAACUUCUACCUAGAAACGAAUACGUUUCUGCUUAUAAACAGUAUAUGAGCGAUAAUGGAGGAACAAACCUAUCAGCAGCGGCUAUUGCGGGUAUUUCCAUUGGAGUAAUUGUUGGUGUCCUUAUACUAAUAUUGAUCGGUGUACUGAUCUAUUACUUUCGUCUACGGCAUAAACGUUAUGAAUGCGCCUAUGAUACAGAAGAAGCUCUGGGAAAUAAUUUCACAUCAGCGGAACACGCCUUACAACAAAAAUAUCACAAUCAUCCUGAUGUUAAAGCAGAGUUGUAUAUAUAAAAAAAAAGAAGGCCAAAACAGAAACUCUCGCUCUCUUCGUCCAUGGUUCUUUCUGUACACUAACAAUAUUACAACAUACUGCUGAUAGUUUGAACAGUGGCAGGUAGCAUGAUGCUUUUAUUUAAUCUGUUUUACAAAGAACUGCAGAUUUACAAAUAUAUAUAUAAUAUUCCAGCUAUGAUUUAUCUACACCAACAAAAGUAAUCAAUAGCCAAUCAAUAAUUGUAUAUUUAAUUAUUUGAAUGUAUAUGUAUAUACAACAUAUCUAAUCGAUCUUUGAAAAAUCGAUAUUUCACACUGUGUAUAGCUCAUAAUACUGAUAAUAAUAUUUUUAUCCUUUCAUAUUAUUAUAAAUAAUCGAGACAUAUCACCUUCCCUCCCUGGCUUUAAUUUUUGUGUACAAAAUUAAUUUUUUCUUUACUUUCUAUUCAUUUCCUUUGGCUAUCUAUUUCUUUACUUUUCAAUAUAGUUAGGUGUACAGAAUUAAAAAAGAUAGUUUAGAAGAAAACAAAUUCAAAUUUUAAAUACAUACACAAACACCCUUCCAUGAAAGCAUACAUAAUCAUUAGUAAUUCUUCCACUUUUUAUUAGUAAUAUUUACACUAUUAAAUACAAUAAUAUUGAUAAUAAUAAAUAUUGAUUGAUACACUCACUCACUCAUCAGUUGUUCAAAUUCAAAUUUUGAAAAAAAAUCAAUAUCAGUAAACAAGUGAGGAAAGUUUUGCAAUUUAAUUGAAGGAGACAAAAGGCGGGGAGGGUGGGAGAACUGCUUUUAAUGUGACGAACGACAAAUCUAUGUAAAAGUAAAAAUUAACCUUUGUGAUUUUAUUAUACUUUCUUAAUUUUACAAGUUUUAUAUGGAGAAAAUAUAUAUAAAUGAGUUUUUAUAUGAUUA
Trichobilharzia szidati is the source of this 1207-nucleotide messenger RNA. NCBI's taxonomy places the organism in Eukaryota, Metazoa, Platyhelminthes, Trematoda, Strigeidida, Schistosomatidae. The record is from the annotation of a GenBank genome assembly.